CCCAAUGAAGAUUAAGCAUUUUGAAACAAAUUUUAAUAUUAAUAUUUGUUUAUUUAUAAUUAUUUGUUUUAUGGAUUCUUUUUUAUGGGUGCUAUCUAAAUAGUAUUAUGCGACUUUCUCCUUAAAUAAUGCUGUUUACAAAAGUUAAGCCAGCAUCAACAUACAGAAAAUAUCUGUCCUCCGAGCGCAACAUUUAGAUUAGGAAAUAAGUUCUCUAGUCCUACUGGAGGUAGGUGCAUUGCUGGGAGAAGUGAACAGAUAGUUUAUAAAUAUUAUAUAGAAUAAAAUAAACAUUAUUUGAAGAAAAACCUACAGCUUUCCUUGUUAGGUCCAAAACAUUUCAGAACCUCCAUAUAUAAAUCAUUCUUUCACGACGACCAGUCAAGUUGCCUCUCAAAUACUUUGGUUUAUGGUAUUCUAGAUGAAACACCACCACUCCUACAAUGCUCCGUUCACAGAAUUUCAUACUUAUUAUCCCACUUAGCCUGAUCUUCUUAGUUCUACAGUAUUAUGGAAUAAAGUACUUUUAUGACAAUCUAAGCUCAACAACUCCUAUUGAAGAAAGGGUACCAUGGGAAGCGGUCAAACUUUUUCUCAGCAAAUGUGAACAUUCUGGGAUUCCAGUGUUUGUUAUAGAACCCAGCUUGCUGCGAGCUGUUCGAGAAGGUAACAGAAGAAGAGUGGAGCUUUGGAAUCAAGAUUAUCAGAGAUCAGUCACUUUUGGAGUUAUUGAACCUGGGAUGGAUCUUUUACAUUUGCUUGUCUCUUCUAUGUCUCAUGAAAAUUAUGAAUUUUGGGAGAAGAAUGAUCCUGAUCCCAGAGGACUAACUAUCUACCGCAGAACUUACAGAGUGAUUACCACCCACUAUAUGCUGUGGGUACCAAUCCAAGGCCACACUCCUAUGUUGAUACACCUGGUGGUCUUCUACAAGCGAGGAGAGUACAUAUGGCAUUCAGCUGGAGAGGACAGGUUACAUAAACCUCCUUUCAGUCUAUCUGGGUCUCCAUUUUUCUCCACUGCUGGAUCCUACAGUUUAAUAGAUCUAAGGGCUGUUUAUAUAGAUGGAGUAAAAAUUCAGUUUCCAAACGACACAUUUAGAUUUUUGAAAGAAAUAGAGACAUCUGAAUUUGUGGAGUGCAACUACACCAGAGCAUACUUCUUUUAUAAUGAAUACCGUCUGGACCAAUCAAAGCAAGUGGAACUCUUCAAGAGAAAAGCUAGACAAUUGAUACUUUUAGCCAAACAGAUUUUAGAUUCUGUUGGAGUUCCUUUUUGGCUAAGUAGUGGAACUUGUCUUGGUUGGUUUCGACAGUGUGAUUUAAUUUCCCACACAACAGAUGUAGACAUUGGCAUUUUUAUAACAGAUUACAGAGAAGAUUUAAUAGGACUCUUAGAGAGUAAUGGUCUGGCAUUGAUUCAUAAAUUUGGAAAGGUAUCUGAUAGCUUGGAGCUGUCAUUUUUAUUUGGUGAUAUUAAGCUGGAUAUUUUUUUCUUCUACACUGCUGAUGAGUAUUUCUGGAAUGGUGGAACUCAAGCCAGUACUGGCAAUAAAUACAAGUACAUUUUUCCACCUUUUAAACUGUGCUGGACUGAAUUUCUAGAUUUGUGGAUUCGAGUCCCAUGCCCUGCCGCUCCUUAUAUCCUGGCCAACUAUGGCCCAAAGUGGAUGAUACCAAAUAAGAAAUGGGACUGGAAACAUAGCCCUAAUAAUGUCAUUGAAAAUGGCCAGUGGCCAAAGGAAGAAUGGGAUGAAGUGAUUCAACUAUACGAGUAGUAGGUGAUUGCUCUUUGUUCUUAAUUGGAGUUGAUUCUCAGACUUUGUAUGUUUUCAUAUCAAGCAUGUACCAAUUUGUACAGGUGUUGUUUUAAAGGAGCAGCAUUUCAUUUUUUUUUAUAAUUUAUAUAUAUUUUUUUUUUAACAUAUUGUGCUUUAGAUAAUGAUGUUUUAGGUUUAUUGGUUCCAAAAUUAAGUGGCAACUAGGCCUAAACUAUCCAAUGUAUCAAAUUUGUACAAUUUCGCAAUGAUGGCGGCAUAUUGAUCAGAACAUUAUUUUAAGUAUUGUUUAUAACAAUAACAUUUGAUGAUCUGCUAAAAUUUCCCGUUCUGACUUUUGGGUGUAGUACAGCAUAGCAACUAUUCCAAGUGUUUUAAUCAAUAGUUAUGUGGGUAUUAUUUGGUUAGCACAAUUUCCAAUAGCCUUCAAACUUUUCAUGUAAAAUUCCUCUGUCCAUCAUAAUUUAGUGCUCUAUUGCUCCGCUAUAAUUUUAAGAUUUUAGUUUUGUACUCACAAGCUCAUGUUGUAAAAAAUUUUUUUUAUUUUUUAACCUUUUUUUUUUUUUACACAAUGAUAAUAUUUAAAUUUACAUAACACCAUUAGCUAACAAAAGUGGGCACAAGGUACUUUGAAUUUUAACAAACUUUAAAUAACUAAAAAGGCAAAUUAAUUCAAGACCAAAGAUUUUGUUCUACAAUGAUUUGUUCAUUAGAACAUCUAUGUUAAAAUUAGACACAGUCUUUUGUGUAGUAUAACAUUCACAUUCUCAAAAUAAGAAUGAGUAGACUAAAUUAAUUGAAUUUUGUCUGCCAUGUUUUGUUUCCAUGAUAUGUAUUUUCUUAAACUUGUUUCUUGCUCUCUUUGUGCCUAAAAUGCAAAUGAGGUUGUUAUCUACAAAUUAAAAUAUAUAUAGAUCUAUAAAGAAUAUUUUUAAUUGUGGACAAAAAAAAAAACGUUGACAUGUACAUUCCAGAUUAUAAUUAAAGCCACUUUGACCUUGAGUACAUUAUUAACAUAGGUGGACUGUAUUUUUAUGUAUUAUUUUUUUUUUUUACAUUUUGCUUGUUGGGUACCUUUUGAUAUUAUGAUUUUUAUACGCCAGGUUCAGAGUUGUGUACUUUUUUUUUUUAAAUUUAUUUUCUAAAUAAUAUUACAAUUGUUGUGUGCAUAUUUUUUUUUAAUUUACAAAGAUAUUUGUAUGCCUAUAAUAGUAUAUAUGUUAUUUAUUCCAAUAAGGUCUAACCUAACUAAGUAUCUUACUGUCUUUGUGCUUCCAAAUAUUAAUUCAUUUUUCAGUAACAGAUCUAUUCAAUUUUUUCAACCUAUCCCCAAUAUGGCACACUUAAAUCUCCAGUACUAGUAGUAAAAAUAAUAAGGCAUUCGUUCCUAUUACUAGUUCAUGUUUAACUAACCGUAAAGCUAAAUAUGUUAGACUAUCUGCAGAAUUCAGUCGGACUUAAAUAAUAUUUGAUAAAAGAGGUAUUCAAUUCAUUCAUCCAGUGUGCUAUUCACACAAACAAUGAAGCUAUUUUAUGUUUAUUUUUAUAGCUGUUAUUAAUUUAAUUAACUAUUAUUUUUUUAAUAUUAAUAAUUUAGCUCAGUGUUGUCCACUGUUUACAUUGUUCUGUGUAUGGCACUUAACUGAAUAGUGUUAUGUGUUUGGUUAGGGAUAUUAGCAAAUCAUUUUUAGUUAAUAUUGUCUGUCAAAGAAAUAUUUGUUUCUUGUCAUAAAUAAAUAAAUAUAGCAUAGAGGAUGUCUUUAGGAGUUCUUUCAUCUGACGAGUGAUAUGUCCGAGCCAACAUAGUCUUCUCUGUGUCAAAAGAGCAUAGAUACUGUACAUAUUGGCCAAUUUCAAAACAUCUUGAUUGGAGACAGGAUGCCUCCAUAUAUGUGUAUAAUAUAAUAUACAUUACAUUUUUUACUUUCAAUGGAAAAUAGAAACCAACUCAAAUGUAUAAGCUCUACAAAUCUGCUUUUUUUUUUUUUAACUUUGCAAUGUUUUGUUGUAACUUUUGGGUUAUAUUGUAAUGUUUUGGGUAUUUUAAUAAUGAAAUAUUUACUGUGUAACUUUAUGUUAUGCAUUUAAAAUCAAAUAUAUUUCUUACUAUUACUAGUACUGGAUUUUUGUUAAACAGUGAUUUGAUCUAAGCUUUGUUGGUAUGUCUUGUGUCCGAUCAAACCUGUUGCUUGAUGAAAUCACUUUAUUGAGCAUUUUAUUUUUUUGAAGCAUAUUAAACUCCAUUCUUCUUUUUACUUCAAACAAAUCUUAUGAAUGAAAAUAUUAUGAAUCUAUUAGUGUUAGUCCUGUUUUUAAAUGUGUUCACUAAAUGAUUGAUUGUAAAAACAUUUAAUGUUUACCAUGUUUAUGAUGUUUUCUUUGGCUCAUACAAAAUCCUUAUUGCUCAUCUAUGGUCAUUAAAGAGAACUGUGUAGAAAA
Biomphalaria glabrata is the source of this 4214-nucleotide messenger RNA. RefSeq names its product ribitol-5-phosphate transferase FKTN-like. The record is from RefSeq and is a predicted model, not a curated record. The coding region runs from base 444 to 1775 and encodes 443 amino acids. The transcript is spliced from 9 exons. NCBI's taxonomy places the organism in Eukaryota, Metazoa, Mollusca, Gastropoda, Planorbidae.